UGCCAACAGCCGAGCUGCCAAUGCACAUCCAAAACAAGGCAGAGGAAUUAGAUACGAUCUUGGUAUCCUUGGCGUCACCGUCGACGUACCCGUAUCUACCACAAAACCGCAUGCUCUACUCCUGGAAUGUGAGCCAAAUCGCAAACAUUCCAGUGCAACGGCGACUAGCCCUUACAAGGACGACCUCUGACGAAUAUGGCGCCCGGUGAAUCCUCCAGACCGUCGUCGCAUCGGCCACGAGACUCAUCGGGUAGGAAACACCACAAAAAACGACGAUCCAAUGCGCAGGGAUCCCGACGACCAGCCACGGAGUCGGGCGAGAGCAGAGACGAGAGAAGGUCGCAGACGCUGUCCGCCGACGCUCUGGCGGCGCUGAACCACGAAAAUACAAAGAGGAGAAAGCGAAGGGAGUCGCGGGACCCAGAGCGAGACGCAGAGAGGGCUGCCGAACGAGCGGAGAGGAGAAGGGCGCGACGCGAACAACAGUACAGAGAUGCCCCGAGGGAACGUCCGAGGAGGGUGGAACGGGAUGAGGACAGGGAAGUCGUCUACGAAAAGCCGAAGAGGGAUCACAAGAGCAGGAAGAGGCGAGUGGUGAGCGGCGCGGUGAUGGAGGAGGGACGCUCGCGCGGCCACCUGCGAGGCGGCGGCUGGAGCAGUUCCAACAAUAGCCUCGAGAAGGAGUACCUGAUGGACGACCCCCCACAGCCCGUGAAGAAACGGAAGAAACUCUGGAUCUGCCUCGGCAUAUCGCUGGUUCUUCUCAUCAUCAUUAUUGUAGUAGCGGUAGUGGUCAGCAAGAACAACUCAAACAAGAGCAGCCCGUCAAAGACCACGCUCGAUGACGGCGACAAAGACAGCGUGCCGAUGAAGUGGCGCGGCACAUAUCUCGACCCGUGGUCCUGGCAGGACACGACAGAUUUCAACGUCACCUUUACCGAGGAAAUGGUCGGCGACCUGCCCGUUAUGGGCCUGUACACCGAUUGGGACGAUUCGAAGCGGGCCAACGACAAGGUACCCGCCCUCAAAGACUCCUGGGGAUCAUAUGGGUCACGACCUGCCCGUGGGGUGAACGUCGGCGGGUGGCUCAACCUCGAGCCCUUCAUCACGCCCUCUCUUUUCGACUACGACUCGCGGCUGGGCAUCAUCGACGAGUAUACGCUCUGCAACCACCUCGGCACUCGGAAGACGGCCGAGGUGCUCGAGAAGCACUACGCGACGUUCGUGACGGAAUCGACGUUUAAGGAAAUCGCCGACGCCGGCCUCGACCACGUCCGUAUUCCCUUCAACUACUGGGCCAUCGAGGUCUACGAUGGCGACCCGUACCUCUUCCGCACCUCCUGGCGCUACCUCCUCCGCGGGAUCGAGUGGGCUCGCAAGUAUGGCCUCAGGGUCAACCUGGACGUCCACGGCCUCCCGGGCAGCCAGAACGGAUGGAACCACUCAGGCCGCCAGGGGUCGAUCGGGUGGCUCAACGGCACCGACGGCGCUACGAAUGCGCAGCGCAGCCUCGACAUGCACGACCGGCUGUCCAAGUUCUUCGCGCAGGACCGGUACAAGAACAUCAUUGCCUUCUAUGGGCUGGCCAACGAGCCGCGUAACGUGGACCUGAACAAUGCGGACGUGGUGGCGUGGACGGAGAAGGCGUACAAGCUGGUCAAGAACAACGGCAUCGGCGGCAUCGUUGUGUUCGGCGACGGGUUCAUGGGCCUGCACAACUGGCAGGGCAAGCUGACGGGGUACAGCGACCUGGCGCUCGACGUGCACCAGUACGUCAUCUUCAACACGGACCAGAUCGUGUACACGCAUAAGAAGAAGGUCGAGUACGCGUGCAGCGGGUGGACGGAGCAGACGGAGCAGUCGAUGGACACGUCGACGGGGUACGGGCCGACGCUCUUCGCCGAGUGGUCGCAGGCCGAUACGGACUGCGCCAAGCACCUCACCAACGUCGGCUGGGGCAACCGGUGGACGGGCACAUACAACACGGGCAACGCGACGACGUCGAUCCUGGAGCCGCGGUGCCCCACCGAGGACAGCAAAUGCGACUGCGACGCGGCCAACGGCGACGCCAAGGGGUUUAGCAGCGACUACAAGAAGUUCCUGCAGAUGUUCGCCGAGGCGCAGAUGCACUCGUUCGAGAAGGGGUGGGGGUGGUGGUACUGGACGUGGGAUACGGAGAGCGCGCCGUUGUGGAGCUACAAGAAGGGCCUCGAGGCCGGCAUCCUGCCGGCUAAAGCGUACGACCGGGAUUUCGACUGCUCCGGGACCGUGCCGGAUUUCAGCAGCUUGCCCGAGUUUUAUCGGGCUUGAGAGCGGGGAGUUUCGGAGGUCCGAAGGUCCGGCCGACGACGACUGGUGGAUGACCGGCGAACGACAUGAAGACGACAUGCGAGCUUAAUUCCUUCUUUUUCAGCAUGCGGUCCGGCGUUUUUGUUUCUUUUUCUUCCCGGGGCUCAGCAACUGUUUUUUUCUCUCUUUUCCUUGCUCCGGUUCAACGAACCAUAGAUAUAGAAGACUGACGGGCGACGGUUUAUCUUGUACGAAGGAAACAUGGAAAGUCACGUAUGACGGCAAUGCGCUGAAGGAUAUCCACAUGGUUGGACUACGGGUAGGGUAGAUAGAUAGAUAGUCCAACGAUGAGAAUGUUACAUAUACCAGAAUUUCCCAGCCGACCUGUCUGAGAAAUCCCAACUGAACGGACAUCAAAGACCGUACCGGGGUUUCUUGGAAUGGAUCCAAGAUCAUCGACCAAAGUCACCGAGCCAACGCGUGUCUUGGGUCUUUUGAUGCUAGGGAAGUAUCUACGAACGCGAACCCGCGAGUCUGGGCACCAGCCGCACGUGGCGCGGCGACUAGCAACGGCCCCGAAUGGCGAAUGGGUGCCGGGACGCCGAGACGUCGGGAUGUAGGGACUCGGAAGCUGCUUAGGAAGAAGAAAACAACACAGAGAAAGAAAAAAAAAGAGACAGAGAAGCACAGGCAGACUGUGACGGCGGCGCGGGAACGAUAGCCGACCGAGCCCUCGCGGUUUCGGCACUUUGGACAAGAAGCGAAGUGACAAUUCGGAUUCCCAGAGUCCCGAGAGAGGGUUCGGGUGCGGGGAUGAGGCCCCUUUCCUUUUUGGACUCUCCUGCCGGUGGGUCGCGUGCUGUGUACCGCAACAAGCUGGUUCUUAUGAUUGUUAAACGAAGAAUUCUGA
This is a messenger RNA of Colletotrichum destructivum, 3199 nucleotides long. RefSeq names its product Putative glycoside hydrolase, family 5, glycoside hydrolase superfamily. NCBI's taxonomy places the organism in Eukaryota, Fungi, Ascomycota, Sordariomycetes, Glomerellales, Glomerellaceae. Gene Ontology annotation, biological process: glucan catabolic process. Gene Ontology annotation, molecular function: beta-glucosidase activity. The transcript is spliced from 2 exons. Gene Ontology annotation, cellular component: cell surface; extracellular region. The record is from RefSeq and is a predicted model, not a curated record. The coding region runs from base 196 to 2310 and encodes 704 amino acids.